This is a messenger RNA of Manduca sexta (tobacco hornworm), 475 nucleotides long. RefSeq names its product putative acyl-CoA-binding protein (gene ACBP-like). The transcript is spliced from 4 exons. Gene Ontology annotation, biological process: fatty acid metabolic process. The record is from RefSeq and is a predicted model, not a curated record. Lineage: Eukaryota; Metazoa; Arthropoda; Insecta; Lepidoptera; Sphingidae. The coding region runs from base 145 to 402 and encodes 85 amino acids. Gene Ontology annotation, molecular function: fatty-acyl-CoA binding.
CUUUGCGCAGGGGCAGCCCUAGGAUUUUGCAGGCCAGCCCACACUGGGCUCCGGAAUUUAACGCGUGUGCAUCGCAGGUUCUGCCCAGUGCCCACUUCGAUCUCGUAGCUUCUCUAUCCAGUGAUCUCAAUCAACUAAACCAACAUGUCUCUUGACGAGCAAUUCAAACAGGUCGCCGACCGCGUUAGGAACUGGAAGACCAAGCCCAGCGACGAGGAGAACCUCGCUCUGUACUCCCUGUACAAGCAAGCCAACUUCGGCGAUGUCAACAUUGACCAGCCCAGCGGCCUCGUGGAGAGCGCGAAGUGGAAGGCAUGGACCAGCCGCAAGGGAAUCGCCCAGGAUGACGCCAAGAAGCAGUACAUCGACAUGGCCGAGAAACUGCACUCCAAAUACGCAUAAGUCUAUUUAUUAGGAUUAAAUCAUUUUUUUUAUUUCUCAUUGUUAUUUAAUAAAGUUACCAUUUUCAUGUAAA